Molecule: messenger RNA, 897 nt
Organism: Sorex araneus (European shrew)
Lineage: Eukaryota; Metazoa; Chordata; Mammalia; Eulipotyphla; Soricidae
Product: phospholipase A and acyltransferase 3-like
Exons: 6
Coding region: 119-622 (167 amino acids)
Biological process (GO): N-acylphosphatidylethanolamine metabolic process
Cellular component (GO): cytoplasm
Molecular function (GO): glycerophospholipid phospholipase A1 activity; A2-type glycerophospholipase activity
Source: RefSeq, a predicted model, not a curated record
CAGACCGGGCCAGCAGGUAACUCGGAGGCAAGAUAGCGGCCUCGGCGCACCUGAGCACAGUUGAGGGACAAUAAAAGUCUGCAGUGCAACGAAGGCUGAAUCGAAGACAGCAGAUCUCAUGGGUGGGGGACAGUCCUCGAACCAAGAAGUUCCUGAUCCCAAACCCGGAGACCUGAUUGAGAUUUUCUGCAAUGGUUACGAGCACUGGGCCGUGUAUGUGGGAGACGGUUAUGUGGUCCAUGUGACUGACGUUGAGAAGGGGCCUUCGGGAAUGAAUUUGAUCGCCUCUGUGUUGAGCCUGAGCACCGGAGCUGUGGUGAGGAAGGAGCUGCUGUCCAAGGCGGCCGCGGGGAAGAAGUACCGGGUCAACAGCAAAUACGACCAGACGCACCCGCCGCUGCCUCGCGUCGUUGAACGGGCAGAGGCGCUGGUGGGCCGGGAGAUAUCCUACAACCUCCCUGAAAGGAACUGCGAGAACUUUGCCACUCUGGUGCGAUACGGAGUUUCCCUCAGCGAGCAGGUGGACAAAAAGGCAAAGGUCAUCAGCGAGAACGUAGCUUUACUCGGAGUCGUGGCCCUGGCCGUGAUCAUCCCACUCGCGUUCAUUGUGUUCAGAAACUAGCUGCCAAGUGGUGGGGAUGCGUGGGCAGGACGCCCGUGAGGGAGGACUGACCCCAGGGCCCUGAUGCCGGCUCCCGGCUCCCGCCUUCUGCUUCCGACAGGAGCAAUAAACGGCCGCGUCCAGGAUCCUGACAGUGGCCUUGGGAUUAGUCCUGGUCAAUGUGGUUCUUCUUACCCGCACACAGGGGCGGGGAGACGCCCCCGACGGACAAGAACAGGAGCCAGCGCCCCCUGCUGGCGCUGAUGCAUGCGUGCUACAUGUGUCUCGACCCCAGU